This is a messenger RNA of Rhipicephalus microplus (southern cattle tick), 1149 nucleotides long. Its product is annotated as pseudouridine-5'-phosphatase. NCBI's taxonomy places the organism in Eukaryota, Metazoa, Arthropoda, Arachnida, Ixodida, Ixodidae. The record is from RefSeq and is a predicted model, not a curated record. Gene Ontology annotation, molecular function: phosphatase activity.
AAGAUUUUCCUUUUAAUGAUGUAAAAAUGGCUGCGUUUGCCCGUCAGCUGCAUCAGAUGCGAAUGCAAUUUCAUUUUAAUGAAAGUAAAACAUCCAGGCUGGGAUGGGUACUAUACACUGCUAGGCAGGAUUAUUUUACAGGUGGAGUGCUCAUUCGACGACACGACCUGUACGAUCUCUCAGAAAGGUAAGCCAACAAAGUGCAUGGUGGUUGGAUACACUUACAUGGUCGGCCGUGCAGCACGAUACAACUAUGACUGAAGUUAACGGACCACUCGUGAACAUGUUUAACGCAGGCACAGGUCUGCUUCGUUUGGGAAGCACCGCUGGCGCGAAGACGAGAUCAACCACAGCAUCCAGGUUCAAGCCAGUGACUCACGUGAUUUUUGACAUGGAUGGUCUUCUUUUAGACACGGAGAAUUUGUACACUCGUGCAGCGGAGACGGUGGCAGUCACGGUAUGGCAAAACGUUACCUGGGAACUCAAGAAGCGGGUGAUGGGAACGCCCGAAGCCGACGCGGCGCGCACUACCAUCGACUUCCUCGGCCUGCCCCUGACAACGGACGAGUACAUGGCGGCACUGGACCACAUAUUUGAAGAGACGUUCCCCGAAGCCCAGCUUAUGCCUGGAAUUGCAGGUGCUGACAAGCUGGUGCGUCACCUUUACGCGCAUGACAUCCCCAUCGCCAUUGCAACCAGUUCCAAGCCGGCCUCAUUCACUCUGAAGAUGUCAAGACACCGUGAAUUCCUGGCCCUGUUCCACCACGUAGUCUGCUCGGGAGGAGACCCCGAUGUGAGGCGGGGCAAGCCGCACCCAGAUAUAUUUCUCGUCGCCGCGUCCAGGUUCGACGAGAUGCCACCGCCGCAGAAGGUCCUUGUGUUUGAGGACUCAGUGAUGGGCGUCAAGGCUGCCAUCGCUGCCGGCAUGCAGGUCGUUAUGGUUCCCGAUCCUCGCAUCGAUGAAGAGAAGCGGCUUCUGGCUACAACUUCUCUUUCUUCACUGCUCGACUUUGAGCCCGAGCUCUUUGACCUUCCAGGUUUCGAAAUUCCUGCACAAGAUCAGAAAAAAAGAAAUCACUCAUAUUGCCUUAGCGCCACUCGAGCGCCAAGCCAAUAAAGUUAGCGGUAAACAGAACCCUUAGACAUGUU